UUCUGAUUUGGCCAAAAGCACAACAGGAUAUGUGACCAAAUGGAUGAUUUGUGCUAGAGGAAAAAAAAAUCAUCUCAUUCUGGAACAAUGGAUGCCAGAAAUAGAGGAGUGCUACGAUUAAAACAGGCAUCCAGAAGACCUACAACAAUCAGCAGGACUACCACCUUACUGCUCAAGAAUAAGACAACAAUAAAGGGCUUAUUUUAGUUGAAAAUUAGCUAUUGCCUGCAGGUUACAAUUCUUCGGACGACCCACUUGUACUAAGACGUGGACAGGAACUAAAGCCAGGUCAAAAGCUGCAGGAGAUCAGCCGUGAAAGUCUCACGACUGAUCGGAUCUGUCCUGCUGUAACCAUGCAAUGGAAACGACGCCACUGCUGUUCAUACACAGCUUAUCUCUUCUAUCUCCUGUCACUUCUGGGUGUGCUCCUCUUUUUGGUCCACCAGGCAUACCAGCCAAGGCUCACAGGUUUGCCAUGGCCUAGACAACAUCCUGUGGUAUACCGUGGUGGUUUACUACAUACCACAAAAGCAAAACUGAACAUAAGUGGUCAAAUGUCAGGCUGGAGACUGGUCAUUAUUCCUCAGACCACUGUUGCCAACAUCAGCUUAAAGGAGAAGGAAACUGCCCCCUCAUCUCGAGGAGUGCCCAUUGUUGAGAACACUUUAGCAGUCAGUGUGGAGGGAGGCAAUAUUACCUCUGGGCCUUACGCUUAUGUCAUCAAUGAGCCUGACAAAUGUUCACAGGGCAGACAGGCACCAUUUCUGGUGUUGCUGAUAACCACAGAGGCUCGGCAAGUGGAGGCAAGAAAUGCUAUUCGACAGACAUGGGGAAAUGAGAGCGUAGCUCCAGCUCUGGGAUUCAUUCGUCUGUUUCUGCUGGGAAGAAAUGAUGGAGAGCUGGGAGUAUUACAGCAGAAGAUGCUUGAAGCAGAAAGUAACAGGCAUCACGAUAUCAUCCAGCAGGACUUCAGAGAUACCUACAACAACCUGACCAUUAAGACAUUGAUGGGAUUGAACUGGGUGGCGUUACACUGUCCACAAGCCAGCUAUGUUAUGAAGACGGACAGUGACAUGUUCGUCAACACUGAGUACCUCAUUUACAAGUUACUCCGGCCAGAAAUGAAGCCCAAGAUGAACUACUUUACGGGCAAUAAUAUGAGAAAUUUUUCACCUAAUAGAAAUAAAAACAGCAAAUGGUACAUGCCCCCUGAGCUGUACCCUGGCGAAAGGUAUCCCACCUUCUGUUCUGGUACUGGUUACGUCUUCUCAGGAGACCUGGCAACAAAAAUCUAUCGAGCAUCACUAAGUAUUCCCCGCAUUCAUCUGGAGGAUGUGUAUGUGGGAUUAUGUUUGGCCAAGCUUGGUCUAGAGCCCACUCCUCCAUCCAACGCGUUCCUGUUCAACCACUGGAGGGUGUCUUAUUCCAGCUGCAAGUACAGCCAUCUCAUUACAUCACAUGGCUUCCAUCCCAAUGAAAUACUCAAAUACUGGCAUCAUCUUCAGAGCACCAAACACAACGCUUGCAUCAACAUGAUGAAAGCAAGAGCAGGCAGAGUGCAUGGAAACAAACCAAACAGGGAGAGACAAGCUCAUAAACUCAAGUAGUUUGUCAAAUUUUCUUAUUACAACGAUCUCUGCUCUCUAAUCUUAACUUGACAUUGGUGGAUUCUCAAGCUCAUUCUGUACAUCAAGUCCGGAUAUUUUUCAGUGUAUUCAAAGACAUUUAGGCCCAGAGUCUUCUUACAGCUGGACAUCAACACUAUUGGCCAUGCUUCCAUAAGUAGCUGUAUGUUUUUGGGUUUAGACUACAGUGAUGGUGACUGAUUAUGGGUUAGUAUCAUAACAUGACGAUUUUGUCAGACAAGCACAAUGGCUGAAAACAAGCUGAGACGAGUAAAAACAGUAGGGCAUGAGUCCACUAAUAGCCUUUAUUUGUGCUGGCAGCAUUCACAUUCUCAAUUUCAGAGCACCCCUUGCAGGCAUUUACAGUUACUUCAGAUUUCCACUGUAGCAGAGGUUGCAUGAUACUUUUAGUUGUUUUGAUAGACAAGACCAUGAGUCCUCUCUUAAGCCCACUUACGCAUCACCUAAAUACUGUUUCUGGGUAGAGGCAGCAAAGCUUUAGACCAGGGCUAUCUAAAAUUUUUCCACUAAGGGCCAAAUACAAAAAAUUACAAGGAUAAUGGGCCGCUUUCAUAAAUCUUACCUUUAUGACACAGUUAGUCAAUCUAGUCCAAUGCAGGUAAAGAUAUGCUUCGUGAUUAGACAUGCUUAAAUGGCUCAUUAAUGGCUGACAAGUAGGGAUGCAUGAUAUUGGAUUUUUGCCGAUAUCCGAUAUGCCGAUAUUUUAAAACUCAUUUUGGCUGAUACCGAUAUUUAAUUACAUUUUUUCCAACUGUAAAAAAACACCAAUUCCAUCCUGUAUUACAAAUAUUUUUUUAAGACAUGCUAUGUCUUGCUAUGUGACAGUGCGUAGCAAAACAUGCACAUUCUUUAUCUCUAUUUUCCAUAUCCGAAAUAUGUUAUCAAAAGCGGCUGCAACUGUGGCUGCUGAGUGAGCACCCCGGUGAGUGCCGGACAGGCAAUCCUCAUCUAUCCACUGAGGCAGUGAGGCUCAACAUGCUAAAAGGAUGAACACUUGAUGUCCAUAUAUCCGUGGUGAAGCUAAUAUGUUUAUCUUUAAAGAGGAGCCUCUCCACGUGACUUGAAACAAAGUUUUGCAGUUCAGUUAAGGCUAUAAGCACCUGCUGGGUAUAACGUAGCGGGGUUUUAAAUGCAUCAUUAGCCGGCAGAAGCCUGUAUAUUUCAGCACGCUGAAAGGCUGAUUAUAUAUAAAUUCAAUUAUUCCCUGUUCAGCUCCUUACCUUUGGAUGGUUGCUUUUAUAUUUUUUAGCUUUGUCUAAUGACUUAAGUAGAGGCUGUUUGCGAGUUUUCCCUGGCACGAAGUUUUGUCAUUCUUUAUCUGAAGAAACUCCUUGUAGUCAUCAGGUUGACAUUUUUUUAGAUGCAAAAUUAAACUGGUGGUGUUAAAGCCAUGUUGCCGAGCUCCUCCACGCAUCACGAUGCAAACAGCUACUUUGCUGUCUUGCUCCCACACCUCAAACUUCUCCCACACAGUGGACAUGUUGAAUUUGUUGUUGCUGGCGCACAUCCGGCAUCAUCGCGUGGCGCUUAAUUAUGACGUCACAUUAUCAGCCGUACAGAUCAGCGUAAAUUUUAUUAUCAGCUGAUACGAUGAUUAAAUUUUUAAGCUGUUAUAGGCCGAUACCGAUAUACUGCUGAUAAUAUCAUGCAUCCCUACUGACAAGGCAAACAGCCAGUCAUUUAAAUGAUUUUAUGGAGGUCAGUCAAAUUUAAGGGACGCCCUGGUUGGCCACAGCUAUCACUGGCUCAAACCUGGUCAGAAUGAAAAUAACCCUCCAUGUACCAGAGAAUUUACAGAGUUGUCUCAGUUUAAGUCACAAAAAUAAGCACAUCAAUAAAUUGUCCUGUCAAAAUGUUUGUUCACAGAAUUAGCACAGUAGCACUGCCUAGUGCUGAAACUAAAAUACACACUAAUCCAAAUAAAUUAAUGUCUUCUCAAAGUCCAAUUUUUCUGUGUUUUCUUACUAACAGAUGAGUAUAGUUUUGUGGUACCUUCCCGGACGAGCACCCAUGGUAACAAAAACUAUUCUCGCCAUUUAAUAAGUAAACACAGAUGAAAUUUAUACUACAGUCAAGCACAAGCUUCAUGUUCUAAUGUUAGCCAUCUUUCACUUUAUUUUAUGGAUUUGCAAGAGGCCAAUUAAAAAUGAACCAAGGGCCACAUUUGUCCCCCGGCCAUAGUUUGGACAUCUCUGCUUCAGACAGUGGUUUUCUUACACUUUUGGACUGUAGUUCAAUCCAUUUUGGAAACACACAUUUGUGGAUUUCCCCUAGUUUACGAAUUGGUAGAAAGAGGGACAGCCUGCCAGUGUUAUUUUAUCAAACACAGAAAUUACUCAGCAAAUACAAUUUCUGCUUGCUUGACACCUUACAGCAGGGGUAUUCAUCAUUCUCAGAAGGGUCAGCUUUUUCGUGACAGACACAGUGGGGGCAGGACAUUCAAAUAAACUAAAAUACAAUUAACAUUUCAUUCUAACAUUUUCUUGUGAAAAUAUGUUUCCCUCUCUUCCAAAAUUAUAACCCAAAGCCGUUAGCGGUGAGCUCAGUCCCUAUCACCUUUACUGCAGCCAGCCACAAGAGAGACUGAGAUAUUUUAGCUACUCAUGUUGUCUAUCUCUGAGUGGUCUUGUGAUUGGCCAAAAACACAUGCAGGAAACAAAUCUCUGCAUAGAUUCUCAGAAAAAGAAAUUACAAUUUCAAAGAGCCUUAUUUGAAAAAUUCAUAUAAAAAAAACAACAGCUUUAUCAAGACAAUAAGUAUGUGUUUACCAUGCCAAAUAAAGAAAAACAAUUCUUGUAGACUUCCUGUUUGAUAAGUCCUGAGGUUGAAGGUUUUAUUGAAACUUCAAGAAAAAAGCUAAACAAUAGCAUGCCAAUUUUUUUGUUCUCAAAUGUUCAGAAUUUAAUCAUUCUCCAGGGGCCUGAUGUGCCUGGAGUGACGAUGUUCCAUCACUGGAACAUUUUCAACAAAAAGUGCUCAGUAAACUGACAAAAUACAGAUGAGGUUGUUAGCGUUGUGGGGCUUAGGAUGCCAAGCACAAAGAAAUGCUUAACCAUAUUUGCUUUAAACAGAAAACUGGGGCUGCCAGUGAAAGAAAACUGCAAUUGGCCACAGGACCUUCUGUAGGAAAGCUCUUCUUCCGUGAAAAAUUUCAACACCCAACCAACUUACUUGUGGUGAAUGCUGCAUCACACAUCCCUCCCUCUGUAACUUUACAAUGUUCUUUACUUGGGGGGUUGGCAGGAAAAUGCCUGUUCAUGGCCACUGACCAGGUUGGCUGAGUGUGCUCAAAUAAGCACCCGGCCAUGACAUAUCAGGAAACUUUUGGAUGUGUAGUGCAUGUGUGAAAGGGGCUAUAUAUAAAUG
Cheilinus undulatus (humphead wrasse) is the source of this 5012-nucleotide messenger RNA. RefSeq names its product beta-1,3-galactosyltransferase 2-like. Gene Ontology annotation, cellular component: membrane. Lineage: Eukaryota; Metazoa; Chordata; Actinopteri; Labriformes; Labridae. The transcript has 2 exons. The record is from RefSeq and is a predicted model, not a curated record. Gene Ontology annotation, molecular function: N-acetyl-beta-D-glucosaminide beta-(1,3)-galactosyltransferase activity. The coding region runs from base 354 to 1607 and encodes 417 amino acids.